CAUACGUCUCUCUCAUCACUCAUCACUAUGUUAAUAAUUAAUAAAAAAACGAAAAACAUAUAUAAAAAAGAGAGAAGGAGAAAAGAACGUCAAAUAUCCCUAAUUUUGUAAAAACGUCAAAUAUCCCUAAUUUUGUAAGGAAAUUAAUGGUAUUGUUAUUAGAUUCUAAUUAUUCAUCAGCCCCUACUUUCUUUGUCGCAUGAUUUUCCACUUUCUGUCUUACCAAAAAAACGAUUUUCCACUUUCUGCUCUCAAAUUUCACAUUUGCUUGUAUCUGUGACAACAAGUUACAAGCUUCGAACCUUUUAAAACAAAUUGAAUAUAAGAGAAUUCUCUCUCUGUCCCUCUCUCUCUCAGUCUAUCCUUUUUAAGUGGAUCCAGAAGUUUAACUCGGCAUCACAGAAAGACGGACGAUUUUGUCAUAUUCUGCAAAUCAGUUUCAGAACUGAAUUAAUCAUUGGCUGAUCAAUGCAACGAUAUAGAAUUGAGCAAGCAAUUCAUUAUUACAAAGCUUGCUUUGUGAUUGACUUGAGCUUGAAUAUUGUACCUUCUGUCAUUUUUGAAGUCGUAACAAGAUCAAAAUUCUUGCAUUGGCUUGGAUCGUACUACUGUGUUUCCUUCAAUGUGAAGCAGGAGUUGGAAGAAUAACAAAAGUGAAAUGCAUGAUCCUCCUGAUGCUUGUGGAAACUGGAAAUUAUUUUCUGCCAUGUAAUAAUGUAUUCUUCAACAGUACCAACAGCUUCCCAUCUUAUGUCUUCCUCCAACAGCAAUAUGUUUCUGAAUGGUGAUGAUGGUGUUCGAAUGCCAAGUUCUGAUUCAUCAAGCAGGCAUAUUGCUGAAAGGUAUUUUAAUUCUAGGAACUUACGAGGGGAUGACAAUGUCAAUUAUUCUCCAGAACAAGAGGCUAUGGAACUUAAUUUUAGACUCAGGGCACAGAAAGAGGAGAUCUUGCUACUGCGUGAGCAAAUUUCUGAUGCUUGUCUCAAGGAGCUGCAGCUGCUGAAUGAGAAACAUGCAUUAGAGAGAAAAUUUUCUGAUUUGCGAGUGGCACUUGAUGAGAAGCAGAAGGAUGCUAUAACUUCUGCUUUAGGAGAAAUGGCUCGCAGAAAGGGUGGUCUUGAAGAAAACUUAAGGCUAGCUCAUGACAUGAAGGUUGUGGAAGAUGAGAGGUACAUCUUUACAUCAUCCAUGCUUGGAUUAUUAGCUGAGUAUGGUAUUCGACCCCAUGUGAUUAAUGCUUCCGCGAUUUGCAAUAGUGCAAAGCGUUUAUAUGAGGAGUUGCAAUGGAAGAUUAGAAUGUCUCAUGCUAAUUUUCUGGAUAUUAAUUCUAAAUUGGUAUAUCAAGCUGCUGAUGGACCCUCCAGUAAAGAUCAUCAAUCAACCAGUGUCUUCAAAGGUCAACUUCGAACAAGCACGGUCCCGAAUGGCUUUCACCCUUCUAAUUUCUAUUUCCAUGAAAGGGAUUUAGAACCAACCUCUAAUAUGACAAGAUUUCCUUGGAACCCUGAUCCGAUGGACAUGAAAGAUAUAAUACCAAAUGUUGAGAUGCACCACAGAGACGAUAGAAGGGAGAUCUUGAUCAACAGUGAUAAGGGGUUAGAUAAUGUUGUGAAGGAAAAUGAGACCAAUGCAAGCACUGAUACCCCCUUUCAUUUCCCUACCUUGUAUGAAGAGCAUGCUUCUUCUGCCUCGGAAGAGGGGCUCUUACCUGGCAUAGAAGGUUUUCAAAUUAUUGGUGAUGCUAAACCAGGAAACACACUGCAAGCAUGUGGGUAUCCUGUACAUGGAACUUCUCUUUGCAUGUUUCAGUGGGUUCGUCAUCUACAGAAUGGCACGAGGCAUUACAUUGAGGGAGCCACAAAUCCAGAAUAUGUAGUGACAGCUGAUGAUGCCGAUAAGCUUAUUGCUGUGGAAUGUAUACCAAUGGAUGAAAAAGGCUGUCAGGGCGAUUUGGUGAGGCUUUUCGCUAAUGAUCAGAAGAAAAUAACAUGUGAUCCUGCAAUGCAAGAAGAGAUUGAAAAGCAUCUUUCUGCUGGUCGAGCAACAUUUAAUGUCUUACUUUUGAUUGAUUCCUCUGACAUUUGGGAGCCAACAACAUUCAUUCUGAAACGUUCCAGCUACCAAGUUAAGAUCAAUAGUAUGGAGGUUGUGGUAAUCGAGGAGAACUAUUCAGCUGACUUAUCUAUCAAGAUUCCAUUUGGGCUUUCAAGCCAAUUCGUGUUAACAUGCUCCGAUGGGACUUCUCAUCCAUUUAGCACCAAAAAUGAUGUUCGUAUGCGUGACACUCUUGUUCUGUCCAUGAGAAUUUUCCAGAGCAAGCUGGGUUCCUGUAUAUACCAAAUAGAGCUCUUUUUAUGCUUUGGAAAGGAUGGAAGGCUACCUAGACAUACAUGUGUAUGGGGCCAUCCAGCAAGGUUAGGAUGUAUGAUAAGAGUCGGAAGACAAUACCCCUUGCAUAAGGAAAGGGAGGGAAUGCUCAACUCCAAGAGAGCAAGAGGGAGAAUUCUAUUCUGCCUUUUUAUUCUUACAUGUAAUUUGAAUUUUGGAUAGUGUUGCAUAGUCGGUAUUGUGUUACUCUAACCAACUGUGAGGAACUCUAGGCAUCUUAAACGAUUUUUAUGAGCUCCAACUGCUAGUUUUUCUUGGAACUAAGACUAUCUUGGUAGUGUGAGUUGAUUAAAUAUUUCAAACUAUGAUCAGACUCAAAAAUGAUUUGAAUUUGAAUAUCUUA
Macadamia integrifolia is the source of this 2731-nucleotide messenger RNA. RefSeq lists its product as uncharacterized. The transcript has 21 exons. The record is from RefSeq and is a predicted model, not a curated record. Gene Ontology annotation, cellular component: plasma membrane. NCBI's taxonomy places the organism in Eukaryota, Viridiplantae, Streptophyta, Magnoliopsida, Proteales, Proteaceae. Bases 715 to 2550 code for a protein of 611 amino acids.